Molecule: messenger RNA, 2555 nt
Organism: Lytechinus variegatus (green sea urchin)
Lineage: Eukaryota; Metazoa; Echinodermata; Echinoidea; Temnopleuroida; Toxopneustidae
Product: low-density lipoprotein receptor-related protein 5-like
Exons: 6
Coding region: 13-1197 (394 amino acids)
Source: RefSeq, a predicted model, not a curated record
AAUUACAAGUGGAUGGACGGCGAAGAUUUCAACUACACCAAUUAUGUCCCUUCGCCUUUUUACGAGGGAUCGGAUUGUUUUAGGAUGAAUGCUGCAGAUGGAUAUAAGUGGACAGAUGAUCUUUGUACCAGCAAAAAUCACUUUAUAUGUGAAAAAGACAUAGGUGUUACGCUCGAAGAGGAAAUAAAGAUAAGAUCAUUUAUUGUCGGGAGAAAAGGAAACGUCCCAAUUGCUCAAAACAUUUUUUCCAAUGAAUUUUCGUCGAACCUAAUGAGAUGCGGCUCAUCGUGCAUCUCCAAUUCGAGUUGUUCAAUCUUUGCUUACAAGGAGAAGACACGGGAGUGUAUUCUUGCUAACCCAUUGAACCAAGUGGAUAGUUCUGAUGACUCUGAUGUGUACUUUCUUAAAGUGAAUACACCAGAAGGCAACUCAAAGCGAAUCUUUGUUAGCGACGAGCAGGGGAAAAAGCUAUGGACGGCCGACAUCAUCAAAAUGCAAUUCAGCGAGAUACCAAGCUUUGUGACGUACCCAUUGAAAGCUACGUACGAUCCGGUCAAAGGUUAUGCAUACGUUGCAGAAUCAAUCUACCAAUUGAAUAGGAUUAGACUGGAUGGCUCCUAUCAGCAACAGAUGAAUCUAACAAGUGGCGCUGGAAAUCGUAUCAUGGAUCUAUCACUCGAUGAUCGAUAUCGCCGUCUGUAUGUGGUCUUAUCCCCACCCGAUGUCAUCGUCGAGUACGAUAUCGAUUACAACGAUGUUUCGCCGAGUGACUUCAUCAAUACUGGCCUUGGUACUCCUAAGGCCGUGCACGUUGUCAGCUCUAAAGGGCAUGUCUAUUUCAGCCAUGAUGGUACUAUUGAACGUAUCGAUUGUGAUGGAAUCAAUCGCAUGGUCGUCUUCUCAGGUUCCCCACUCUCAGAUGUUAUCGCUUUAACCGUUGAUUCAGACACCGAAAAAAUCUUCCUAGUGGAUUCCAACGUCGAAGACAUCAUCUACAUGGAUUUGGAUGGGUCAAACGUAGCGUAUUUUCUGCAGGCAGCAGUAACGGUCAGAGGGCUGGGCUACUAUGGCGGAUUGUUAUACUGGGUAGACGGCGAUGAUUCCAUGCUUCGUGUCUCAUCAACCACCCAAGGUUCCACCGUUACAACAGAAGGGGGUUCUAUCUUUGCAGAUGCAAGGGCGAUUUCGAUCAAUUGAUACAUUAAUUAUCAUCAGUAAUUCCUAGAUAUUUCGACAGAAGGGGCGAGACAUGAUCUCAUUUCUCAAUGAAAAUAAGAGCUAAACGGUAGAAAACUCUCUUUCUUAUGCUAUUUUGCCCCUUCAGUCCAUUUCUACCUUCCUUUUUUUAUACAUAAGUUGUUCCCUCUUUUUCCCCCUUUCACUACUUGCAAAUUAUAAGGGCGGCAGCAUCCUGCGCCCGCCAUCCCUCUGGUUCCGUCCCUUAUUCCAUUAUGAAGGACAUGAAAACCAAAUUUGGUCCAUACGAUCUUUUAUGAUUCUCAAUCCUACCCACUGAAUUUCUUGGUCAUAGCAAUAUCUAGUCUUAUUUUACAGGUUCCUGAAAAAUUUGUGUCGGGUUUCUCAUGAAAAAUUGAUAAACCCGAGUAUCGAGCUGCUUAAAUGCAUGGUCCCAGCUUGGCAUGACCGUCGGGCAGAUUAGGUGAACAUGCCCCCUCAUUUGCCACAGUUAAAACGUGGCAAAGACAGUGUUGACGAUAGACCAAGUUCAAGGAGGUUGUUGACAGCAACAACUUCAGAGAACAACGAACUCUUCCUCGGCAUGGAUCGCGGCAAUCUUAACAAGAGGUAUCAAAUCAUAAAAUCAGAGGUAUCUACAAGCUUGGUACCAUAACUUUGUACUCCUGGACAAAAGCACACCACCCGCAGAAUGAAAACUUGGCAUUUGUUAAGGCUAACCCGUCCGAAUUCUGGGAACGAUUUGUGACUUAGGUUCGAAACUAUCAGCCUGACACCGAUGAGCAUUGAAUACAAUGGAAGCAUCCCAUGUCAGCAAUUCCAAAGAAGGCAAAGUCAAGUUCGUCCAUUUAUUUAUGAGACACUUGAAACAGGAACCUGUAAAUUUUACAUAUAAAGGACCAGAUAUUUUUUAUGACAAAGACAUUGUUUGUAGGAUAUCAGAAAUGAGAAAGAUUUUAUAAACCAAAAUUGGUCUUGAUAUCUCAAUUCUUACUCUCUUAAGAUCCAAAGUUUUCAGUCGCCCCUCGCAUAUCUGAGAAGAUAUGCGAUCCAAUUGCAUUUCACAUACAAGGAACACUGCCUUCAUAUAAAAAUAGCUAAAGGGGCGACAGAAUUAGAGGGAAUUAAGACUUCUACAAAGUGGAGUCCUUUUUUUCUAAAUCGAACAAUACGGAUGUUAAAGAUUUCCCUUACCUUAUUUCCUCUUAUUCUGUGGUCUUUCUUUUCAUUUGUAUACGGUUCUUUUUGUUGUUGUUUAGACUAUACUUGGAAAAAAGUAGGAAGAGACGCCCUCUGCCUCAACCCCUGCCAUACGAGCAGGGCAGUGUCAAAUUAAAGUAAUGGAGCAAAAAACGGGA